Molecule: messenger RNA, 1162 nt
Organism: Botrytis byssoidea
Lineage: Eukaryota; Fungi; Ascomycota; Leotiomycetes; Helotiales; Sclerotiniaceae
Exons: 4
Coding region: 1-1149 (382 amino acids)
Source: RefSeq, a predicted model, not a curated record
AUGGACCUAAAGCAAAAGUUAAAUCUCGUAAUUAAUUCUCUGACAGAUUCUCUUAGAUCUCUGUUAUUGAGGUCAAGGGAUUUAAUAGUUCUAUUCUCAAAACACCCACAUACAAGGCUCUGUUACAAAUGUCAAGCACUGAAUAUUGCGUCAUUGCGAAAUAGUAACGGUUUCACGCAUGGAACACCAAGUGAAAUACUCGCCGCUGCAAAGUCUGAUUGCCCCCUUUGUAUCCUACUUGAGAAGAAUUUUGAUCUCGGUCCCCCAUCAAUGCCUGUGCGUCUACAUGGUAUCCGUCGGAUUCUACCAUCGAAUCUUUCUGCAUCUCCCAAUGUAGGGGAUAUAGAGUCUAUAAGAGUUCUGAAUGGCUGCGACAGAGAUGUGGACAACCCUUUCUCUCACACGCUGGCACUUUUAACGAUUGCUGAUGAUCUUGCAGCUAAAUCUCUCUUGAGAAGGCCUUUCAUUGCGAAUUUCGCUACGGAAGAAUGUUCAAGAUUAAUAAAAUCAUGGUUAAACAAGUGCAUUCUUUGCCAUCCGAAUUGCACAAUCAAUUCCCCCGUGAUAUCUCGCCUACCAUCUCGCGUCAUCAGAGUUGGUGCUCAUGAUGGGCUUGAACCAACACUUUUCACUCCACCGACUGGUCACGAAGGCGCUUAUGUUGCCCUCAGUUACUGUUGGGGAAGGCGAAAAAACAUUCUUCUCACCAAGGAAAUGACAAAACUACCGAAUAUGAGCGUAAUAUUCCCAAUUUCUGUUCUACCUAAGACCUUGCAAGACGCGAUUCAGAUUAUUCGAAAUCUUGGGUUCGAGUUCCUUUGGAUCGACUCUCUGUGUAUCAUUCAAGAAGGCGACGAUGGGGAAGACUUGAGACGUGAAUGUAUAACAAUGCACGAGGUGUAUGGGAGUGCCACCUUGACCAUUGCAGCCGCUGCAGCUGGGUCUGUCCAUGGAGGAUUUUUUCAAUGCCCAAAGACAAAUCCAAAGAUGCAGUCAGAUUUUAUCAUUAAAUAUGACCUAGAUGAUUGUUCUCUGGGUAUUGCUAAUAUUGCAAUGAUCGUAUCAAUGAACCAUACUCGUGGAUGGACCUUUCAAGAGCGUGUCCUAUCACCAAAAACGAUUUGGGGUGGGAUUGUGCCUCGAUACUGAUCAACUCGAAUGG